This is a messenger RNA of Topomyia yanbarensis, 5619 nucleotides long. RefSeq names its product activated Cdc42 kinase Ack (gene Ack). Gene Ontology annotation, molecular function: protein tyrosine kinase activity; ATP binding. Bases 806 to 4303 code for a protein of 1165 amino acids. The record is from RefSeq and is a predicted model, not a curated record. The transcript has 6 exons. Gene Ontology annotation, biological process: protein phosphorylation. Lineage: Eukaryota; Metazoa; Arthropoda; Insecta; Diptera; Culicidae.
UUCAUACGGUACGGUUCAUACCGCUAAACAACGGACGAUCGUCGUGUUCGUGACUCGCCCGUGUACGAGGCGGACGUGUUUUUCUCCGUCGGCGUUCGAAUCGCUGUGGUUAGAGGUUUUGUUGUUCGGGUCAAUUUGUGUGAAGCAGAAAAAAAAAUUACGAUACAAAUCGAUGGCCGCGAUCCGAAUCGUGUGUUUAUUAUGCAAAGUGCGUAAACGUGAUUGAAUACACUGCUGGUCAGCUGUGUGGGGUGGAUCAAUGAGAAUGUUUUAAAAAUUCAUCAUCAGCAGGAUAAUGCAAGGCCAGUGUGAUUAGUUUGUGUUUUUCGGCAAGAGGAAAACAUCUAAUAGAACAACACUUCAGCCAGUUUUUCUACGCCAAAUCGUGUCCGGGAGAGUGGUGGAAAAGCCCUUGAGAAGUUUGUUCUCGCUAGCAGCAAGCGAGGCAUAUCGUAAAGUUGAAUGAAAAUGUGUGUCUUGUUUGUGUAGUGAAUUAACAAACAGUGGGUACCAGUAGCAUCGACAAAAGCAGUUUAAUAACAACAGCAACAACAAGAAGUGCCAAUAAUUAUGGAAGUGAAGUGAACGCGAGAAGCAACGUUCAGUUUACUUGUUUUUUUUUAUCUUGUGUGUUCUACUGAAGCCGACGUCGAGCACCGUAAUCGAUAGCAAUCAAUCGCCGAAGGCUGCUGUCGCGAAGUCAAGCUGACUUGAAAGGAUUGAAUAAUAUCAAGGCAGAGCAGAGCUGUAAACGAUCGACAAGAAAUCUGCGUGAACGAGAGAGAGAUAAAAAGAUCGCACCAACAUGUCUGACCCGGAGACGGCCUGGCUGGAGGAGCUACUGCAGGAUGUGCAGCUGGACCAGUUCCUGCCACGGAUAAGAGAUGAGCUACAAAUUACUCGGCUCGCUCACUUCGAUUACGUCCACGUGGACGAUCUGGAAAAGAUUGGACUGGGAAAACCGGGCAUCCGGCGUUUGAUGGAAGCUGUGAAGAAGAAAAAAGCUCAACAGUGGCGGCGAAACAUCCUCUGCAAACUGAUCGGCGGUGGAAAGCAGCAGCCGCAGAAGAAGAGUGCGGUGAGGGAAAGUGAAGAACCUUCGGCUCUGGCGCUGACCUGUUUGAUUCACGAGAAAGAUAUUACAAUGUCGAUCAAAUUGGGUGAUGGCUCAUUUGGCGUUGUUAGACGUGGCGAGUGGCGUGCACCGGGAGGACAGAUUGUCCCCGUUGCGGUGAAGGUACUGAAAGCGGAUACGUUGUCGCAACCGGGAGUGAUUGAGGAUUUCUUCAAGGAGGUUCAAGCUAUGCAUGCACUGAAUCACCCCAACUUAGUACGGUUGCAUGGCGUAGUGUUGUCGCAGCCUAUGAUGAUGGUUACCGAGUUGGCCGCGAAUGGUUCGCUUUUGGAUACUCUGCGGGAACAGUGCAGAAACACUUCCCUUCCGUUGAUUUGGAACUGGGCUGUUCAGGUGGCCACUGGAAUGGCUUACUUGGAAAGCAAAAGAUUUCUGCACAGGGAUCUGGCCUGUCGAAAUGUCCUGCUGGCCACGGGAAACAAAAUUAAAAUCGGUGAUUUUGGGCUGAUGCGAGCGCUGCCACAGCAAGAAGAUUGCUACGUGAUGACCGAGCAUAAGAAAGUUCCGUUUCCUUGGUGUGCACCGGAAUCUCUGCGCUAUCGACAGUUUAGUCACGCAUCAGACACUUGGAUGUUUGCGGUAACCCUGUGGGAGAUGUUCACGUUCGGAGAAGAUCCCUGGGUAGGGUUGAAUGGAUCGCAGAUUCUUAGAAAGAUUGACCGUGAAGGAGAGAGGUUGCAUCAUCCUGAUGCGUGUCCGCCGGACGUUUAUCAGUUGAUGUUGCAAUGUUGGGACAAAAUACCGGCAGAGCGGCCGACUUUUGCUGCUAUUAAGGAGUUUUUGACAGGUGCGCCUCCUCCAAUAUAUCGUGCAGUGAUGAGCUUCAAGGCAGAAAAUCGUCUCACAGUGGAGCAAGGGGAUUCAAUUGCAAUUAUUGAUGAUCGUCCAGAGCUGCAGUUCAUCAAAGGUCAAAAUCAGCGUACUUAUGACAUCGGUACUUUUCCUAGAAAUGUGGCAGUUGAUGCUUUCAAGAAUCGAAGCGGAACCGGCACUAUUAGUCGACCGUUGCAUGAUUCUUUCAGACAUACGGCACACGGAGCCGCAUUUGGAACCUCCUGGGGCAAUCCUAGUACCCUUGAGAUGAAUGGAGAGGUCAAGCUAAGAAGUAAAAACAAGGAUACACUGAACGCCGACCGCCGUGGUAAAUGCAUCUCGGAGCAGUACGCCAAAGAGCGCAAGAGUAACGCCCACAAGCAAUUUUCCUACAACAAACUGGUCAACGAAAACCACUUCAAACAACAGCAGCAGAUGUUGAAAGACUGUAAAAACCGUCCGCUCCGACCACCACAGCCUCACAAUCUACCACCGUCCAGCGGCAGCGGAUCCGCGGAAGGAAUUCUUAUUGAUUUGUCAUCUCCCGGAGAGGAUCCGAUGGUAGCCAUUGGGUCAGCUGUUCACCACCACCAGUUGGCUGGUGGAGCCAGACAACAGUUCACCAGUAUUCUCGACGAACCCAUCGAAGUGCCAACGUUGGAGGAAGAAGAAUCACCGGCGCCGUCGGUGGAAGAGCCUGUUCGGUUGCAACCCCCUCCCUAUCAGAUGCCUCCAAAGUACACAAACACUUUGAACAUUGCUGAUGCUACCCCAGAACCGGACCCAUUCGAUCCGCGUACUAGGCUUGGAAUUGAUUGUAGCAAUUCAAUUGCUCAGACACCUUUGAAUGGUACUUCUGACUACGAAAGUGGCCCCUCCAGUGUGGUUAGUGCCAGGGAUUUGAUGGAAUCCAUUAAAAGGCAGCAGACGUUGGAAGAAUCAUCUGUUAACAGUAUGGUUACGUGUAUGCCAGUUUACGGUAAUGUCAGUAGAGGGGCUAUUUCGAAGAUUAAUUCAAACUAUGGGAAAGUCAGUGAUUUUGAAGAGUUAUCAAAUUCGAUGAUGGCUAGCAUGAGUUCUGGAGGACAGAAUGCUUCAGGCAGUUCAUAUGGUAGUAUAGAGCAGGGAUUGAACGAUUCGCUAGAUGUGAAUUUGAGUAACAUAACGUUGGACAAUGAUCAAAGUGUUCUGAAACUGAGUCCAAAAAAAUUAGAUAAAACAUUCCUGGCAGAGUUAGAGAAAGAUAUCUAUAAAAACGAAAGUAACAGUUUAAAUAACUCACAAGCUUAUGUUGCUAAAGCUAAUAGCAAAGAAGGUAUCAAUCAUAUCUCCAGUUUAAUGUGCGUGAUGCCUAAAUAUGAAAGCACAGGUGCUUUCGAAAACUAUCAUGCGGUGAACAACGGAUCGAGUAAAAGCUUGAACACAAGCUUGCAUCAAAUAUACGCAAACAACUCAGCCGCCGGGGUGGUUGAAAACUUUCAACGAAAAAAUUACGAAAGCACUGCUGCACCAGUACAAUGUUCGCUUUCGCCAAAAAAGCAGAAUAAUGUUCAACCGGACACCAGUAGCGUGUUGACUCAAAUGUGGAUGGAACGAAAUGCUGCUGUAUCCACCAGCAGUAACGAGCUGGUUUAUGGGAAUCAUUCCGGUCUAACGCCUCAAAAAACGCACAACUAUGUGGCAGUUUCCAACCGUCCGCUAUCUCGUAUCCAAAACGAUACUCGGCUGUAUGGUUCAACGCCAAACGUAGCCGCCCUGAAUUUAGCUGCUCAACAGCUACAACAGCUGCAAUCGUCACAGCCAGCAACAGUUCCUCAACCCGCACCGGUUAACAACAUCUACAAUAGUGUGUACAAUGGAAAUGACAUUUACUCUACGAUAGGAAGUGACAUUUACGACACAGUAGCUGCCACUCCCUCCUCCUAUUACGAACGAGUCCCUACCAAUCUAGCAUCACAGCAGCAACAAGUGUACAGUAAUAUUAGUCAAUUACCAUCUCAACCUCCCAUAUCCGCUAUCUACGAUGAGGUUUCGAAUGAAGAUCUGUUGAGGCCUACUAGGCCUGCUCCCACGGCACCUCUGUCUGCACAACAGAUCCAGCGAAGAUUGGAUAGGCUUGUGCAGCAGGAUCAACAGGUCGCAGCUUUACUAAGUGAGCUGGGUGCGGAAGCGAACGAGGACGAGGCGAGAGAUGCACUGACGGCGGUUAACUGGGAUCAUACGCUAGCCGUGAGGCAUUUCAAGGUCGAGCGGCUUUGUCGCCUCGGUGUGGCCAAUCGAACCAAGUGCGAAGAAGCGUUACUAAAAACGGGCUGGAGCAUUCAGCUUGCGGCGUCCAUACUGCUGGAGACCUAAUCGCUUCCUCCCUUACCCCUUCCAUAGUAAGAAUUCAACUGUUGGAGUCCCGUUCGAACAACGAUUCACUUUUGCAAGUUUUAAUUGGGUCAAGUCAUUGCUGGACAGUGCAGAUAGUCCUUAUACUUUUAACUACUGAGCCAUUCUUCACUACAUGACAAUGUAAAUAUUUAUGUUUAAUAGCAUUACCUGUUACCCGAAAAACAUUUGUGUGAAGUCUGGAUUUUGGAACACGCUACUUCGAAGUAGAGCUUUAUGUGGAAAUGCUUCGUGGAGAAAUUGUCUUUCGGGUAACUAGCGAUCACUUCAGAAACCUUUUUUUAUUUUAAUUGAUUUGAUGUAUAAAUCUACUGACGGCUACCUACAAGAGCUGUCAAUCCAAAUAUACAUGAAAACGGUUUCGAAACCCCUCAGCAAGUAUGCAACAGAAUCUUCAGAAAAUAAACUCGAAUUAAGCAAUCAAAUGCUCUCUCCUUAACAUAGCCAAGUAUAUUGUAUAAAUCAUUUAAACUGAACAGAAUCUGCAGCAUCACUAACAUCGGCUUCUCAUAAAUUGGCUUUAAACAACGUACCGCCCAUUGUAGCUAAACAGUACCAUGUACUACGGGAGUACCGAGCAACAUGAAAAUAAGAUAAACUAUAAACCAACGAUAAUUUACGGUAUCGCGUGAUGAUCGUACUCUCACUCCGUGGCGGUGGUUCAAUAGCGUAAUGAAAAAUAAAAAUAUUCGAGAGCUUCUCUAACCGCUACUGACCGUCUAUGGCUGGGAAAAACAAUAGUCAUUUUAGGGAUGGAGCUAGAAAACCGGACCCGAAGAAUGAUAACGGCCCUGUCGGAGCUUCUCUAUAAUAAUAAUAGUAAAUAGUAGUACAUCAUUUUAAAACCAUAUACCGGUCUUACAUGCCUUAGAUAGGUCCGAUGAUCCGAGUCGAACAACUAAUAUCCAGUUACAGUGUGCGUGAAGAUGCGUUCGCAAAUAUUUAUACCUAUGUUAACAAGCUAUCAGACGUUGGUGAGCUUAAUUGAAAGAGAAGCACAGAAUUAGGCUAGCGAAAUGCUCAUUCAGAAUCGAUACAGUUAGUAUCGAACAGCGAUCAAUUAUAGUUGGUGAAAGAGGUUGUAUGUGAUGGAGCCGACUUCGGCUCCCACACGUGGGCAGUUGGAACAGAUUUAGGAAAUCUCGCAUAAUGCGAACAAAACACUACUCAUGCGCGGCGUAUGAAUGUGAAAAGGGCCGCUAGAUAAUAACAUUAAAAUAGUUUAUUUACAUGUUACAAAAACGCUAUGAAAAUAUAUUUUUAAUCAAAUAAUUUAA